Molecule: messenger RNA, 2232 nt
Organism: Exophiala bonariae
Lineage: Eukaryota; Fungi; Ascomycota; Eurotiomycetes; Chaetothyriales; Herpotrichiellaceae
Exons: 6
Coding region: 1-2232 (743 amino acids)
Molecular function (GO): oxidoreductase activity, acting on paired donors, with incorporation or reduction of molecular oxygen; heme binding; iron ion binding
Source: RefSeq, a predicted model, not a curated record
AUGUCCUUACAGAGCCUGUUCCGUUUGUCGACCAUACAGCAUCUGUAUCGGUCGUCACGCUUGACGUCUGCCUAUGUUGGAGUUAGAGUCCAAGGUGUUCUACAAUCCCAUACUAUUAGAAAAGGACUUGCCGUUUUGAUAGCACUGCGUCUAUUGAAGAGCCUCAGUAACCUGCUGUCAUGGUAUGCGAUGAACAAUUGGAGCUCUGUGAAGCCAUGGAAUCCGAAAGAGGAGCUUGUGGUCAUUACUGGAGGCAGUAGUGGGAUAGGCUGUCAAAUUGUGGAUGAUCUGGUGAAGUUGAGGGUCAAAGUGGUCAUACUCGACAUUCAAGCACCAAAGACAGAGCUUCCAACUGGUGCAUUUUUCUAUCGUGCCGAUAUAACAUCGCGUGCGAGUCUGAAAGCCGCUGCCGAUCUUAUCCGUGUCGAGCACGGCGAUCCAACUGUGCUCAUCAACAACGCCGGUGUUGGAAAAGAUGGCACGAUCCUCGAGGAAAGCGAAGAAGACAUCCGCUGCACUUUCGAAGUCAAUAUUCUUUCGCAUUUCUGGACAGUCAAGGAGUUUCUGCCGGCGAUGCUCAAGAGCAACCACGGUCAUGUCAUCACGAUUGCGAGUGUAGCGAGCUUUGUGGCAUUCGGACAGGCUGUGGACUACUGCAUCUCUAAAGCUGGUGCUUUGGCUUUCCAUGAGGCAUUGACACAAGAAAUUCGAGGCUUUUAUGGCUCUGAGAAAAUCCGCACAAGCAUAAUUCACCCAACAUGGAUUCGUACACCACUGAUCGAGCCGCUCAUUGCGACCGGGAAGUUUACACAGCGCGUGCUCGAAGUGACCGACGUGUCCAAAGUGGUUGUGAAACAGAUCGUGAAUCAAAGUAGUGGCCAAGUCGCCAUACCGGCUUCGGCACAAAAUCUUGCUCUACUUCGGGCUCUUCCCAUCUGGCUACAAGAGGCAGGGGCCCACCCAAUAUUCGGCCAUACUGCGUCUCAAUUCAAAAUACCUCGUGGCAGCGAUCAUCUUAAGUUCACAACGGAAAUCCCUAAUAAUGGCCUCAUUCGCCUCAAAGGAUUCUUUAACACCGAUGAAGUUCUAAUAACCAGCCCGAAGGCGAUCGCGGAAGUUCUUGUAGCAAAGCCUUACGAUUUCCCAAAGACAGAGCGAGACCGAGGUCUUCUGAAGCUCCUGAUAGGUGAGGGGCUCGUGGUUGCGGAGGGAAACUAUCACAAGAUACAGAGAAAACACAGUCUGCCGAGUUUUGCUUUCAGACCGAUCAAGAUGCUCUAUCCGCUAUUCUGGAAAAAGGCCACAAAGAUGACGAGAAUGAUGGCUAGAGACGCCUUCGGAGAUUUGAAAGCUACAGGAGUAAUGGAUGUGGAGCACUGGGCCCCGAAAGCCACUCUGGACAUCAUCGGCGUUGCUGGUCUUGGAAGAGACUUCAACACCCUAGAAAACUCUGGCGAUGAACUUGUGCCACUUUUCGAGAAACAUCGCCUAAAUCAGAAUCCGGAUGACAAAUCGGUGGACACACUGUCUUUACUGAUCAAAUCAAACGUCUUCUCAGACUCGCAGCUUGUGGACCAGCUUUUGACAGUACUUGCUGCGGGCCACGAAACGACUUCCUCGGCAUUUACAUGGAUGACCUAUCUCCUGGCAAUUCAUCCGGAUAUUCAAGCACGCUUAAGAGCAGAGAUAUAUGAUGCGAUACCUCGUGACAUUUUUGACAGACCAGAUUCGGAGAUGGCUGCGAUUCUUGAGUCUUUGCCCUUACUCAAUGGUGUCUGUAAUGAGACGCUGCGCAUAUACCCAACCGUCCCAGUUGUGACCCGCGUGAGCAAGAACCAUAACACUAUUCUCGGCCAGGAGAUAAGGCCAGGCACACUCGUCGUCAUGGUCCCAUGGGCCGUCAACAAUGACCCUGGCAUAUGGGGCCCAGAGGCCAGCUCUUUUAUACCGGAGCGCUGGGUCGACCGUACUACGGGAAAGCCAAAUCAUACCGGUGGUGCAGACACCAACUAUGCAGUGAUGACUUUCUUGCACGGACCACGGAGCUGUAUCGGGCAGAAUUUUGCGAAGGCUGAACUAAGGUGUUUGGCGGCAGCAUUCGUUGGGGCAUUUGAAUUUGAAAUGAUGGACAAGUCAGAGGAAGUGGUGCCUGCAGGUAUCAUCACGACCAAGCCUAGAGAUGGAUUGAAGUUAAAGCUGAAGAGUGUCCGACCUUGGGUCUGCAGUGAAUAA